UCUACGACUAUGCCAGAACUCAGACCUCAGCAAAAGCGGCGUGGUCCGAGUGUUGAUUAUAUAUGGCAGCUAUGAAUGACUUGGUCAAGGAAGGCAUGCAUGGGGACUGGGCAUUUUCAACUUUGAAUAUGAAUUCUUAGACCUUUCAUCUUCCCUGUUCUUUCUGUCUUAGUCUUGGAUGGGGGAAGGAGCAGGUGCAGAGAAGCCCAUGGAGUUGACGGCCUUGGAGGCGCUGGGGAAAGGCUUCGAUUUUGCCAGUGAUUUCAGGCUCAAGUUCGCCAAGGGGAGCGGAAGGUUGGUGGUUGUGGACGAGCGUAACAAGAGGGACGUUGUCAUUCCUGGCGGUGCCACCAUUCGAGGAGUUCCCCAAGAUAUUCGAUUUGAUAAAGGGGAUCGUCUCCGCUUCAAGUCCGAUGUGCUUGAGUUCAACCAGAUGUCUGAGUUGCUUAAUCAGAAAUCUUCAGCACGAGGAAAAAUUCCGUCAGGCUAUCUUAAUGCCAUUUUUGAAUUAAGCGGGGACUGGUUUACUGAUGCUGCAGACACCAAAUAUCUUGCUUUUGACGGAUACUUCAUCUCAUUGUAUUAUCUGCACUUAACAGCAUCUCCGUUAGUACUGCAAGAGGACGUAAAGAAGGCUGUUCCAUCUCGUUGGGAUCCUGCUUCGUUGUCUAGGUUCAUCCAGACAUAUGGGACACACAUGAUAGUAGGAAUGGCUGUUGGCGGUCAAGACUUACUUUGUGUUAAGCAGAAACCCUCCUCACCCAUUCCUCCUGCCGAUCUCAGAAGAUAUUUGGAAGACCUUGGAGAUUUCCUAUUUUCAGAUCAAAGAAGCCCUUCACUAUUACAGAGGAAAACAAGAGAUGGCAAACAGAAAGUUCCCGAGGUCUUUAAUCGUGUAUUACAUUCAAGCACAAUGCAGUUGACAAGUACUUCAGAAACAUCAAGCAAGGAUGGCCUCACUAUCAUUUGCUCAAAAAGGGGAGGGGAUGUGUUCUUGCAUGGUCACUCCCAUUGGCUCCAGACAGUGCCUGCUAAACCUGAAGCAAUCCUCUUCAAGUUUGUUCCUAUCACUUCUCUUCUUACUGGGAUUCCAGGCAGUGGUUAUCUUAGUCAUGCAAUCAACUUGUAUCUACGCUACAAGCCCUCUCCAGAGGAUUUACAGCACUUCUUGGAGUUUCAAGUUCCUAGGCAAUGGGCACCUAUGUUUUGUGAGCUGCCUCUAAGGCAUCAAUGGAGAAAGGCCAAUUGCCCUCACCUGCAAUUCAGUUUCAUGGGUCCUAAGAUCUAUGUCAGCUCUACCCAGGUUUCCACUGAUGAAAAACCGGUAGUUGGCCUACGCUUGUACUUAGAAGGGAAGAAAAGCAACCGGUUAGCAUUACAUUUACAGCAUAUCUCAAGCCUUCCGAAUACAAUGACCCUUUCUUUGGGUACCACAACCACAAGCAGCUCAUUUCUCUGGCGAGGUUCUGAUAAUCAUGAGCUUUGUGACCAGUUCCUAGAACCAGUCAAAUGGAAGAGUUUCUCAAAUGUGUGCACAGCGGCGGUUAAGCAUGAUCCCAGCUGGCUGCAGGGAGAUUCUAGUGGUGUUUAUAUUGUAACAGGUGCUCAGCUCUUUAGUAAAGGAAAGUGGCCCAAGACGGUACUUCACCUACGUCUUCUCUUUACCCACUUAUCUAAUUGCUCCAUCCGAAAGACAGAGUGGAGCGGUGCACCAGAAGGUUCUCGCAAGUCAAAUUUCCUCACAAAUCUGAGCACAACAUUUACAUUCACACAGCGGACUGUUGCUGGUCCACAAAAGCAGACUCCAAAUAUGCUGAACUCUGGUGUAUAUCCGGAUGGUCCACCUAUACCUGUUCGUUCCACUAAGCUGCUUAAAUACGUGGAGUCGGCUGAGGUGGUGCGGGGACCCCAUGAUGCUCCAGGGCAUUGGUUAGUUACAGCUGCUAAGUUAGUCACCCAGGGUGGUAAGAUUGGUUUGCAUGUAAAGUUUGCUCUGUUAGACUAUUGGUGAGUUAUAGUUUUCAUUGUAUAGUGAGGCAAAUAGUUUCUGUCAUUGAUUUUCUUUGGUUGAUUUGUCCAUUUAAGAAGUUUUGGAACUGAAGACAUGUAGAAUCGCUAUAACAGCAUAUUUUUGUGCAGAAAAUUACACUGGAGGAGUGGCUUUUUUAUAGGUGGAUGUUGACGAUUUUGUAUGCUACGAGUGAGUCAAAGUUUUGGAUUUUCUUAAUUGUUACUGCUUUGUAA
Molecule: messenger RNA, 2244 nt
Organism: Alnus glutinosa
Lineage: Eukaryota; Viridiplantae; Streptophyta; Magnoliopsida; Fagales; Betulaceae
Product: MACPF domain-containing protein At1g14780-like
Exons: 8
Coding region: 179-2011 (610 amino acids)
Biological process (GO): plant-type hypersensitive response; regulation of salicylic acid mediated signaling pathway
Cellular component (GO): plasma membrane
Source: RefSeq, a predicted model, not a curated record